AGUGGACUUGCGGACUGAGACCUAGAAGCCGCGGUCGCCGGUGGCCCUGAGGUUCCGCUACGCCUCGGACUGACUGGCUGCGCUGCCUUGCUAGGCGUCCUCUGCCAUGACGGCCCAGGGGAGCCUGGUGGCCAACCGAGGCCGGCGCUUCAAGUGGGCCAUUGAACUGAGCGGGCCUGCAGGAGGCAGCAGGGGCCGAAGUGACCGAGGCGUUGGCCAGGGAGACUCGCUGUACCCAGUCGGUUACUUGGACAAGCAAGUGCCUGAUACGAGCGUGCAAGAGACGGACCGGAUCCUGGUGGAGAAGCGCUGCUGGGACAUUGCCUUGGGUCCCCUCAAACAGAUUCCCAUGAAUCUCUUCAUCAUGUACAUGGCAGGCAAUACCAUCUCCAUCUUUCCUACUAUGAUGGUGUGUAUGAUGGCUUGGCGACCCAUUCAGGCACUUAUGGCCAUUUCAGCCACUUUCAAGAUGCUAGAAAGUUCAAGCCAGAAGUUCCUUCAGGGUUUGGUGUAUCUCAUUGGAAACCUCAUGGGUUUGGCAUUGGCUGUUUAUAAGUGCCAGUCCAUGGGACUAUUGCCUACACAUGCAUCAGAUUGGUUAGCCUUCAUUGAACCCCCUGAGAGGAUGGAAUUCAGUGGUGGAGGACUGCUUCUGUGAACCUGAGAAAGAAGCACCUGGUGCCUAUGUAUUUGGACCUCAUUUACAACCUUCUUUAUGCCCAGUGGUUCUCCUCAGCAUGUCCACCCCUAACAUCACUCAUGCUGAAAAGAACCAAAUCCACUCUUUUCUCCAUGAUGAGGAGACACAUCCUAGAAAGACAAUAUACAUAUCAUUACAAACACAAAUUGUACCACAACCCUUGACUGAAAAUAAUGUAGAAAACUUUAUUUAUGUUUCCAGUAUAGAGCAAAACAACAAAUAAAACCAUAACUAUGUAAACAAAAGAAUGUUUGCUGCUAAAUCAAGAACCACAGCAGCAUCUCCUUUCAAUAAAUUAAAUGGUCAAGAACAGUGCUUUAAAAAAAUUACACGUUUCCUUUAAAUCUGUUUUCCUUAACAUUUCACUCCUGUUUAACAUAAGCUGGGACAUAAAAAUUCUGUUGGAGACACUUGUGGAAGAUGUAAGAAACUAAUGCUGGAUUCUGAUUAUACAUGAUGAAAAGAAAAAAAUAAACCAGACAGAAAGAGCA
This is a messenger RNA of Molossus molossus (Pallas's mastiff bat), 1191 nucleotides long. RefSeq names its product ER membrane protein complex subunit 4 (gene EMC4). The transcript is spliced from 5 exons. Bases 107 to 658 code for a protein of 183 amino acids. NCBI's taxonomy places the organism in Eukaryota, Metazoa, Chordata, Mammalia, Chiroptera, Molossidae. The record is from RefSeq and is a predicted model, not a curated record. Gene Ontology annotation, biological process: protein folding in endoplasmic reticulum. Gene Ontology annotation, cellular component: EMC complex.